CACUCCCACACUUACAUCACGCACCCACUUCCCUAGUUCCCUGUCGCUCUGAGUUAAACAUUUCCACCCGGAUGACGAUGCGAAUGGCUAGCUCGCUCACCCACGCUCGCCCUUUUAUCAGCUCCCCCACCGUCUAUUCUUCCCGGUUAGUCCCGCACCCGCCGGACCUCGUCAAGUGGAUCAGGAGAGAAGGUGGGUUCGUCCACCCGUCGCUGAGGAUAGCAAACUUAGAGAAAAAUGGGCUCGGGCUGGUUGUUUCUGAAGAUAUACCCAAAGGCUCUGGCCUUAUUUCCCUCCCAGAGAACCUCCCGCUUCAGUUUGGACUGGUGGAAUCUGAUACUACGAUUGCCAAACUGGCUCAACAAAUCCCUGAGGAGCUAUGGGCUAUGAAAUUGGGUUUGAAACUCCUGCAAGAAAGAGCUAGAAAAGGGUCCUUUUGGUGGCCAUACAUCUCUAAUCUUCCAGAGACCUAUGGUGUGCCUAUAUUCUUUCCUGGAGAAGAUAUAAAGAACUUGCAGUAUGCCCCUCUUCUUUAUCAGGUAAACAAGAGAUGUCGGUUUCUUCUAGAAUUCGAGAGAAUUGUAAAACAAGAGCUUGGUCAUGUAAAGCAAGACAAUCACCCUUUUGAAGACCAACAUGUGGAUUCAUCAGCACUUGGAUGGGCUAUGUCAGCCGUUUCAUCUCGUGCCUUCCGUUUGUAUGGUGGAAAAUGUCUCGAUGGGACCCAUAAAGAUGUUCCGAUGAUGCUCCCAUUAAUUGACAUGUGUAACCACAGCUUCAGUCCAAAUGCUGAAAUUGUACAGGAACAUGAAGCAGGUGAUGGAAAAAUGCUUGUAAAGGUGAUUGCUGCAGAAAACAUAAAACAAGGUGAUGAGUUAGAACUUAACUAUGGCUGUCUGAAUAAUGAUCUUUUUCUUCUUGAUUAUGGAUUUGUGAUACCCUCAAAUCCCUAUGACUGCAUUGAGCUUAAGUAUGAUGCUGCUCUUCUUGAUGCUGCAAGCAUGGCUGCUGGAGUUCAUUCCCCAAACUUCUCUUCACCAACCCCUUGGCAGCAAGAGAUUUUGUCCGACCUAAAUCUUGAUGGCGAAAAUUCCGAUCUGAAGUUUAGGCUUGGGGGUCCUGAACUCGUUGAGGGACGUAUGUUGGCUGCAUUAAGAGCAUUGCUAUCGAACGACAUGGAGUCGGUUCAAAAUCACAGUAUGGAUACACUCAAGUCACUGUCAGCCGAAUCACCCCUUGGAACAUCAAUCGAAGUUGUGGCUCUUCGUACCAUUGUGGCCUUGUGUGUGAUUGCUCUCGAACACUUUCCUACUAAAAUCAUGGAGGAUGAGUCGUUACUGAAACAAGACAUCUCCGCAACUACUGAUUUGGCUAUCCGGUUUAGAAUGCAGAAGAAGUUUGUGAUAAUAGAUGUAAUGCGGGAUCUUGCAAGGAGAAUGAAGUUGCUCCUCUCAAAAGAACCUGCAUCUGCUCAAAACUAGGUAUAUUAACACUGAAGCGAAAUGGGAUAUCAGUAGGAUCUUUCAGGCAGCAUGACUGCAUGUGCUUUUUUCUGGUUUUUAUUUGUAUGACGGGUUUGGACCGAUCCAGGUCUGAACGAUCCACUAUGUAAUCAUGACUUUUAUCAAGUUAGUGGUUUGGUAAUCAGCUGGACUGAACAGGGGACCAGGUUGCCUGCUUUCGGGUAGACCCGUUCUGCCCAAUUCAGUUCUGAUAACUUUACGUUUUGGUAAUCAAUAUUCUAGAGAUUAUAUGAAAAUGUAUUAAUAUUAAGGGUCAGAGUGUUUGGUGAAAAAGUAUUUCUUUUUGUACAAUGCUAAGGAAAAAUGAAAAACAAUUUUAAUGCCCUU
This is a messenger RNA of Cuscuta epithymum, 1850 nucleotides long. The record is from the annotation of a GenBank genome assembly. Lineage: Eukaryota; Viridiplantae; Streptophyta; Magnoliopsida; Solanales; Convolvulaceae.